AUGAUAUUCUCCAUCAACAACGGCGACUUCCAAAUCUGGCUGCCCCUAUACAUCAUAUACUCGGACAGUUAUAUAUAUAAGGGUGCCCUUCUAAUAGAGGCCCUACUAACUGUAAUUGUAUUAAUAUUCACUGUAAUAUCCGGAUUCAUAAUUCUCACUACAACUGCUUUCCAUAAAAAUUUCAAUUCCCUUAUAGCUAUAGUAAUUUUAAGUUGGCUAUUUGCAAUGGUUGGUAAAAUAUUAACAUUUCCCUAUUUAAUAGGUAUUAUUAAAUUCGAAAAUUGCAAUUUAACAAACCCCUGGUGGACUUCUGACGUGGCAAAAAUGAUUCCCCUUGACAACUUUAAAGGCGCAUGGCCACUAUUCCUAGGUGGAGCUCUAACAUGGUAUUAUAUAUUUAUGAUGACUACGUGCCUAUUCACAUUAGCAAUGGAGCGCACUUUCGCUAGUUUUUUAAUUAAAAAUUAUGAAAACACACCGAGACCGUAUCUCCUAGCUCUGCUAGUUUUAUUCCAACAAUUUAUAAUUUUUACAACUACUUAUUUGAUAUUUUUCAACAAACUCCAAUUUAUACCUAUUAUUAUUUUUCUUGUAGUAAUUAAUACAUCUGCAAUGAUAGGAUUUUUUUUAAAUCGACAGUAUAGUCUGAAAAUAUUACGGCUUUUUAAGAAGAAGCCCGAGGAGUCUAUGAGGAAUUAUACGUUGGCUGUCAGGUUUCAGGCGAAGGAGAAUUUGAGGGUUUUUAAUCUCACCGCCCGUGUGUUCUCGGUUGGAUUUUUGUUAAUUUUAACUGGUGUUCUCGCUAUUAUAAUUGUCACAUUUGACAUUAUUCCAACCUGGAAUACUCCUUUAAAUCGAGUUUUCGAAUGCUUGAUUCAUUUAAACCCGCUCAUCAUCUGCCCAGUGCUUAUUCUAUCAGUGAACACUUGGAGCAAAGCGUUGCUCAAUAUUCGUCUGCCCUUGAUUCAUCAUCUAAUGCUCCAAAUACCAUGCAUCAAUGAACAGCCACCGCCUGCUGGGAAAGUCACGAGUCAGUCCCAGAAACUGGAGACAUACACCUAUUUUUUACAGUUACAAGUUGCUUGGGAAUGA
This is a messenger RNA of Caenorhabditis elegans, 1092 nucleotides long. RefSeq names its product Serpentine Receptor, class E (Epsilon) (gene sre-55). Bases 1 to 1092 code for a protein of 363 amino acids. The record is from RefSeq and is marked reviewed. Gene Ontology annotation, biological process: sensory perception of chemical stimulus. NCBI's taxonomy places the organism in Eukaryota, Metazoa, Nematoda, Chromadorea, Rhabditida, Rhabditidae. The transcript is spliced from 3 exons. Gene Ontology annotation, cellular component: membrane.